CGCGGGGCUGCAUCCGGAGCAAGCCGUGCGGCCAACAGCUCAUCGCCGUUCCCGCCGCGAUCACAUCCGAAGCCAUGGCCCUCGUCGAAGCGACGGCCCGCUCGCGCCCCAUCGAGAUCGCGACGGGGCCUCAUAUCACGCAGUCCAUCGCAGAUGAGUUCUUGCAGUGGAACAAAGCUGGCAACAUCGCGCGGCAUUAUAAUUGGCUGCAGCCCGACAGGAAGCAGUCUCGCAAGGCGUGGGCCGACCCCCUCGACGAGAACACUCCCGAGAGCGAUGGCACCGAGUACCAGGCCGACUCCAUGAGCCGG
This is a messenger RNA of Prorocentrum cordatum, 311 nucleotides long. Lineage: Eukaryota; Dinophyceae; Prorocentrales; Prorocentraceae. The record is from the annotation of a GenBank genome assembly.